GAGGACUUCAUGAGAGCCGUGAUUCUCGAAUGGGACGAACAUUUACAGCUGAUGAAGUUUGUCAGCGACGUUCUCAUGUAUUUGAAUCGUGUGUAUGUAAAGGAGCAGAAAAAGUUGCUCAUCUAUGACUUGGGAAUAGAGCUUUUCAAAGACAAUGUUAUAAAGCACAACCACGACGAAGUGGGCCAAAAAAUCGUUGAAAUAGUAAUCACAGAAAUUACACGCAACCGUAGAGGCGAGGUAAUCACAACGACGAUGUAUAUAACGAAACUUAUCAAUAUGCUUGAGUUGUUGGUGGAGUCUGGCGGUUCUGCGGAUCUACAGCAAUAUGGUGAAAACUACUACCAGACUACUUUUGAACCGGCAUUUCUCGGAAAUUCAGAAACUUUCUUCUAUAACUUCUCUCAGGAGCUAGUAAACUACAAGUUGGGCUCGCGAUACCUUCGUGAAGCCGCUCAGUUUGUCAAGGAAGAGGAAAACAGAAUCAACUUCUACCUACCUUCUUCAACGUACCCUAAACUCAUAGACCUCAUGAACAACAUCAUUAUCAAAGACAAAAUCGACGACAUAAUCUCACUACCUUACGAGCAACAAGGACUUUCCUACUGGUUGCAGCCAGUGAUAGGAAAUAUCUUUGAAGACAAAAAUGACAGUCAUCACUUCGAGGAGCUAAGAAUAUUGUACCAGUUAAUAGGACGGUUUGCGGAUGAUUUCCAGCUUCUUCGAUUACGGUUGAAAUCGAACAUCAUCUCUCAAGGAUCACAGCUUCCAGAGUUUGUCAAAACCUCUCUCCAGAAUGCUGGAGAAAAGAAAACUACCUACAAUUCCACCGCGUUUGCCAUCAAAUGGAUAGAUACGGUAUUGAGAUAUCGAGAACAAAUAUUCAAGUUGCUGUUGGAGUCAUUCCAACUGGAUCCAAUUAUUGAGCAGACUAUCACAUAUGCCAUGCGUGAUUUCAUCAAUGGCAAUGGCAACAACAGGAAAAACUCACCCAUAGUCAAUGCGCCAGAGCUCUUGUCCAUUUACAUGGAUUAUCAUAUAAAGCAAAAAAGUAAGCCCUCACCUUCGAAAGACGUGAAUUCAGACCUGACAGAAUCUAUUGAGUUCUUACGGUUUAUCAAGGACAAGGAUGCAUUUGAAGCAAACUACGCCAAUCAUUUUGCUAAACGAUUUUUGAAUUCUAAGGGGACUACCCAGAACGGAAAUGCAAACAAUAAAUUAGGCGUCGAUUUGGAGGAAUUAAUACUCUCAAGAUUAGGUGAGGAAAUGGGAACAACGUCGUUGGCUAAGGUAAUAAAGAUGAACAAGGACAUAAAACUGUCGAAGGACACCACCUCCGAUUGGAGGAAAUAUACUAUCAAAAAUCAGGUGCCUGAUUUGGUUGAACUUGAAUUAAAAAUCUGCAAUGUCACUGAUUGGCCCAAAUCUAUGACGAAGGACUACAAGUCAUUUUCCAAGAGCGACACUGGCGAAAUUCAAUUCAUAUGGCCCAAGAAGUUGCGUACUACUAUGGGUGAAUUUGAAGAGUUCUGGUUCUCGGGCAAGAAGAACGACAAUAAAUCCUUGUAUUGGAGUCCUAAGUUUGGUUCCAUGGAUAUGAGAAUUACAUAUCCUUCCAGAACUUACGAAAUCAAUUUGUCUACAUAUGCUGGGAUUAUCAUGUUACUUUUUGCUCCUCAGUCUUCCAAUGCGGACGGAUCCAUGGAAUUAACAUACAACGAAAUUCAAGAACUUACAGGGAUACCCGAGGCGGAUCUCAAGAGACACUUGCAAUCGAUCGCAGUUGCUCCUAGACUGAGGUUGUUGGUGAAACUGCCAAUGACAAAGGAAGUCAAUGACGAUGACGUCUUUAGAUUGAAUGAGAGCUUCAAAUCGCCUUCAAUAAAGGUGAAGGUAUUAACAGUUUCUGCAGCUUCUUCAGUAGCACCAACAAGAUCCAAACCGAAGACAGAACAGGAAGAGGAGGCAGAAGAAGUUCAGAGCAAUAUUGCUGAGGGCCGGAAGAUUGAAGUCAAUGCUGCUAUUGUUCGUAUCAUGAAGUCAAGACAUACAAUUCGACACAACGAGCUUAUUGAAGAACUCAUCAAGCAGUUGCAAAAUCGAUUCCAGCCACUGAUCUUGUUGAUCAAGCAACGCAUAGAGGACUUGAUAGAAAAAGAAUACUUGAAGAGAGAUGAAGAGGAAAGAAACUUGUACCACUAUGUGGCAUAG
Messenger RNA from Scheffersomyces stipitis CBS 6054, 2211 nucleotides. RefSeq names its product cullin. The record is from RefSeq and is a predicted model, not a curated record. Lineage: Eukaryota; Fungi; Ascomycota; Pichiomycetes; Serinales; Debaryomycetaceae. Gene Ontology annotation, molecular function: ubiquitin protein ligase binding. The transcript has 3 exons. Gene Ontology annotation, biological process: protein ubiquitination; ubiquitin-dependent protein catabolic process. The annotation marks the transcript as partial. Gene Ontology annotation, cellular component: Cul3-RING ubiquitin ligase complex.